Molecule: messenger RNA, 3276 nt
Organism: Pseudoliparis swirei
Lineage: Eukaryota; Metazoa; Chordata; Actinopteri; Perciformes; Liparidae
Product: kelch-like protein 10
Exons: 5
Coding region: 14-1906 (630 amino acids)
Molecular function (GO): protein binding
Source: RefSeq, a predicted model, not a curated record
CAGUUGGUCGGUGAUGAGAUAUGAAUCCAUUCUAGAAUUCUUGCUCCUUCACAUUAUCUCCAUGGACUCAAAACACCUCUCGGGACCCAAGAGACCAGUCGACCUUCAAGAAACUCUCGUACUCCAGGAACUCGAGAUGAGCGACCAGGCCGAACCUUCGCCCAGGCGCUCCGUGUUCAACGACCUCCGUCUGGAGGGACAGUUUUGCGACGCGGUCAUCAACGUGGAGAACGUGGCGUUUGACGUCCACAGGGUCAUCCUGUGUAAAUGCAGCGAAUACUUCAUUACUCUCUUCGGACGCUGUUGCCCAGCAGACACGAAGGUCUUCGUCAUACCGGGAGUGUCUCCCGACGCCAUGCGGCUCAUCAUUGAGUUUGCGCACACCGGCUCCGUUUCAGUGACUGCAGAAAACGUGCGGGAGCUGCUGCUGGCGGCUGACCGGCUCAACGUGAUGGCCGUCAUGCAGACUUGCUGCGACUUCCUCGGGGAGCGGCUCAGAGCGGACAACUGCAUCGGGACCUUUCAGCUCACCGACAUCGUCUUCUGCCCCGAACUGCAGCGCAGGGCCUACCGCUACAUGGUGGAGCACUUCGAGGAGGUGGCUCACCACGAAGAGUUCCUGCAGCUGCCCCUGCAGCGACUCAUCGACAUCCUCGAAAGAGACGACCUCAACGUGAGGAACGAGAGCGUUGCCUUCGAGGCCGUCCUUCGCUGGAUCGACCACACGCCCGAAACACGGAAAGCACACGUGGCGGUGCUCUUUUCAAAGGUGCGACUGGCCUUGACGAGUUUGAACUACAUGCGGCUCAAGGUUCUGUCCAAUGAGCUGGUGAGCACCAGCACUGAGUGCCUGUCAAUGGCCCAGAGUGUCCUUGAGGCCAUCGGUCACAUCCGGACCAGCAGGCCCUCUGUUGCUCAGCUCAGCAACCCUCUCCUCCGCCCUCGCCUCCCGAACGCCGUCCUGUUGGCCAUCGGAGGCUGGAGCGGCGGCGAUCCAACCAACGGCAAUGCAACCAACGGCAUCGAGGCGUACGACUUCCGCGCCGACCACUGGAUGAACAUGACAAACAAUUGCGAGCGUCCCCGCGCCUCCCACGGCACCGCCGUCCUCAACGGGAGCCUCUACUGCAUCGGCGGCUUCGACCGGGCCGAGUUUUUUAACAGCGUGCGCAGAUUCGACCUGAGCACGCGCGUCUGGCACGAGGCCGCCCCCAUGUGCCACCGCCGCUGCUUCGUGAGCGUCACCGCGCUGGACGGGUGCAUCUAUGCCAUGGGAGGCUUCGACGGGCACUCGUGGCUCUGCACCGCCGAGCGCUACAGGCCCGAGGCCAACCAGUGGAGUCUCAUCGCGCCGAUGCGAGAGCGCCGGAGCGACGCCAGCAGCACGACGCUGGACAACAAGCUUUACAUCUGUGGGGGCUUCAAUGGGACGGAGUACCUGCAGACGGCUGAGUGCUACGUCCCGGAGGCCGACCAGUGGACGAUGAUCGCCUCCAUGUUCAGGCUGUGCAGCGGAACUGGCACCGCUGCAUAUGGAGGUCUCGUGUAUGCAGUUGGCGGCUUUGAUGGCAACAACUGUCUGAACACUGCAGAGGCGUACGACCCCGUGAACAACAGCUGGCAGGAAGUGACGCCCAUGGCGACGCCCCGCAGCAACUUUGGCAUCGAAGUGCUGGACGAUCGUCUCUUUGUUGUCGGGGGCUUCAACCGCAACACCACCUGCUGCAACGUGGAGAGCUACGACGAGACGACCGCUGAGUGGACGGAGGCUUGUGACAUGGGCAUUUCCCGCAGUGGCCUGAGCUGCUGCGUGGUGUCCGGGCUCCCCAACAUGGCCGACUACGCUGUUCCCCGGGACGCCCUGCCGCUGAUACACGAGGAUGCAGACUCGGACGAACACUCCUGAACCGGCACAUCAUCCACACGGUUUUAGGACCUAAAACUACAAAAGAGAAAUAAAAUGUCUUUGUGCGUUAAUCUGCUGUCACUCCAGAUAACCCGGCUGCUAGCUGCCGGCAGACACAAAGAAUACACACAUCCAGAGGUGUUGGCUCAUUUCAGACCUCUAACCCCACUUCCUCUCUAAGGUCCUUGAGGAAGUGGUCUCACACCAGUUGUGUGACUUUCUACAUCAUAUUAGUUCAUUUGAGGAGUUUCAGUCAGGAUUUAGAAAACUGCAACUCUUUAUUAUCAGGCUGCUCUAAUAAGUAGAGACAGAUGGUCGGCGUUUCUCAAUAUGCGUUCUUGUGCGUACUUUUUUCCAGUGGUGUAGUGGUCCCUGGAGAAGUGGGUAUACUCUUAAUUUUGCAAUUUUUUUAAGCAGCCCAUACAGCAGGGCUCUUCAAUUAGAUUGGAGCUGGGGCCGGUUCUUGAAAUUGAGGCAAAGUCAGGGGCCGGAGGAUAUGAGUAAUCACAGUCAGGGUUUUACUGGAGCGCAGCUCGGGGACCGGAUUCGGCCCGCGGGCCGCCUAUUGAAGAGCCCUGCCAUACAGCAAAGGAUAAACGCCCUGUUUUAUAAAUAAUGCGCACCAGGCACCAGCGGUGAUUGAGAAGUGGGUAUACGCAAUGCCGACUGAAAAAUAAGUGGGUAUACGCCGUAUACCUGCGUAUACCCUGGACUACACCACUGAGUUCACAGCCCGGUCGCUUCGGCAGGGGCUGGUUCUCGGUUCCCGGUCGUCGGUCGUCGGAGGGCCUUUUUCAGGGUCUCUGGGUCUCUCGAUUGUCCGGAUCUCGUGAGUUCGGUUCGCCAACAAGUUUCUUUUCCACAAAAAGUCCAAAGCAGUUCAAAAUCUCAGGGUUUACUUCACAGGUUUGGGUUCACAGGAGAGUUCUCAGGAGGGUUGCGCUCGUGUCAAAGUGCAAAGUGCAAAGGGGAGAAUCAGAACCUCCGCGGCCUUUAAAUAACCUCGGUCCGGUUUCCAUGGCACCGGCUGACCACGCGCUUAUGUGCGAUUGAGCAAUACAGAGAGAUAUUUAUUAUUCCCCCCAUAUUUUUUAAAUAUACAUUUGAUUCAUACUAAACUCAUUAUUACUAUUAUUAUUAUUAUUAUUUUUGUAUUUCUCACUCAUCUGUUGCUACUCAGUGCAGCUAUGAGCUGUAAAGCCAAACUGGAUGCUAAAUGAAAUAUACUUUGUUAUCGUGCAAUACAUCAUAAUAAUCUAGAUUAUAAUGGUGAUAUCGUUGUAAUUAAUCACGCAGCAUAUGGAGCAUUAUUAGGCUAUGUGCUUUACUUUGUUGCAGAUCUACUUCUUUCUUGAUGAUUAGUAGAUGUA